AGAUCCAUACGUCAAAUAUUGAAUAAUCGGAACGAGGAAAUUAAACCUUUUGUACGCAAGACAGUUUUAUGACGUCGAUACCACACAAUGCCGCAGCUUUUUAUAAACAUUUUCUACAACUGAAGGAAAUGAACAUAUGUAAUCUAGUAUUGUAUGCAGUUGAAAUGCAAUUUUAUACAAUUGUACAAAAUAGUUGUGGAUCGACAAUGCAGUCAUGAUAAAAUCUGAGUCUGGUAUUGAUAGUGAGAUGGACAAGGGCGUUACCAGGAUCCGAGUUGAGUGCGAGCACACAACAGCGGUGCCGGAGGAUGCGCGUUUGUAAAUAGGUACCGCGGCACAAUCGAUUGGACAAAGUCAAUCAUGUGAGCGCGGGCAGGUCGCGGCGACCGUGAAUCUGGCCGAGCGUCCCGAGCGAAUCAGUGGCUCCCUGCCUCGCGCGCCGACCACUUCCUGCCUCCCAGCUCUGAUUGUGACUUGUGAUAGUGAUUGCAUGGGAUGAUUGUAAACAUUGCGAUUAUGAGCAGUGAGAGUGAGUGACGCGAUUCGAGACCAGACCACGAUGUAGAGCUGCCGGUCCGCCAGAGAAAAAUGAAAGAGGGCGGUCGCGAGGAGGAGCCUACCAGCGCGGUGGACGCGGCACCGGGCAUGCGCACUGAACACACCUGCUGCUGCCUCGGCGUGUUGGUGGGCGUCUCGCUCAUCGCCGCCCUCGUAGCAGUGAUCUUGAUGAAGGACAAGACAGUCGAGUUAACCGCUCUCAGACAAGUUCACGUGUUAAUGUCCCACGGCGAACGAACCCCGAGCGAGCGAGAGUUAGCAAUGCUGGGCGCUCCGCCACCCGAUCACGUGUUCGCGCCUUAUGGAGCCGGCGCCCUGACCAAUGAGGGGAAAAUGCUGACGUUCGAGAUGGGCGCUUUACUUAGGAAACGAUAUAACGAGUUUAUGGGCCCUUAUUACGAACCUGAUACAAGCAUCGUGAUAGCAUCGGACACGGAUUUGAGUAAGAUGACAGCGUUGCUGAUAUCCGCCGGGCUGUGGCCGCCGCCCAAAGACCAGAUGUGGAACGACACCUUAGAAUGGCAACCCGUGCCCUACACUUACCCGCCACGAUCUAAGGAUUAUCUGUUGUAUGAAGAAAACUGCCCGCGGUACAAUCAAGAGAAACAAAGAAUACUCAAAGCAUUCGUAGACGAAGGACUCCUCAUACCUUAUCGCGAUCUAUUCAACAAAAUAGCUCAGAUGACCAACACCAACUUCAGUACACCCCAAGAAGCUUUCUAUCUUAGCAACCUAUUUUUGAUACAGGAUGACAUAAAAGUGACGAGUCCUAAAUGGGCAAAGCACGUCAAGAGAAAACUGAUGGACAUCUCACGGCUCGAGUAUUCUAUGAUGUUCCACAAUAAUCUUCUACGGAAACUUAGUGGAGGAGCGCUACUUCAACAGAUAAUAAAUGAAGCAAUAUCCAUUACAAUUGACACGACGACCCCGCGAGUGAUUGUGCGUACAGGCACGCCGGUGUCUGUAGCAGCGUUACUCUCUGCGUGUGUUGCGCCCCCGCCGCGUCUGCCGGACCCCGGGGUCGCUAUACUCUUCGAACUACAUGAGAAACUACCAUCCGCGGACAAUAAGAAAGAGAAAAGGGUCCUCAGCGACGGACAGCGGUACGGAUUCAAGAUAUACUAUUGGGACGACGAUUCCGCCGAGCCUCGUUUGAUGGAGGUGCCGGGCUGCAACGCGUUCUGUCCCUUGGAAACCUUCCAGGAACUAACAAAGUAUACCGUAUCCCAUGACUACAAGAAAGACUGUGAACUCAUUCCUUGAUAUAGACUUGUGUGGUAGCUUAGUGAUCAGUUAGGAAGUGAUAAAGGCUGUGGUUAAUAUAGAAACGGAUAUAAUGUGACGACGUAAAUAAAGUUUAUGUAUAUUGUGUUA
Pectinophora gossypiella (pink bollworm) is the source of this 1932-nucleotide messenger RNA. Its product is annotated as venom acid phosphatase Acph-1-like. The transcript is spliced from 10 exons. Gene Ontology annotation, biological process: dephosphorylation. Gene Ontology annotation, molecular function: phosphatase activity. The record is from RefSeq and is a predicted model, not a curated record. The coding region runs from base 589 to 1821 and encodes 410 amino acids. NCBI's taxonomy places the organism in Eukaryota, Metazoa, Arthropoda, Insecta, Lepidoptera, Gelechiidae.